AUGGACAAGCCCACAACCAUUAAGGAAGCCAUUAAAAAAUGGGAGGAGAAAACAGGACAGAAAGCAUCGGAAGCAACGGAAGUAAAACUUUAUGGACAGUACCCACCAAUAGAAAAAAUGGAUGCUUCACUCUCUACCUUGACUAUGUGCGAAAAACUAUCACUUUCAACUAACUGUAUAGAGAAAAUUUCGAAUUUAAAUGGACUAAAAAACUUGAAAAUACUCUCUCUAGGAAGAAACAACAUUAAAAAUCUAACGGGACUUGAACCAGUUGGGGACACACUUGAGCAAUUAUGGAUUUCAUAUAACAGUAUUGAAAAGAUGAAGGGGAUUAAUGUACUUAAAAAACUAAAAGUACUAUAUAUGUCAAACAACUUUGUGAAAGAUUGGAGUGAAUUUCAGAAGCUGGCUGACCUUCCAGUCCUUGAGGACCUCCUUUUCGUUGGUAACCCGUUGGAGGAGAACAGUGGUGACAACUGGAGAGAAGAAGCGUGUAAAAGGCUUCCCAAACUUAAAAAGCUGGAUGGUGUACCAGUACUACAUGAUGAAGGAGAUGAUGAAGGAUAG
Schistosoma rodhaini is the source of this 567-nucleotide messenger RNA. NCBI's taxonomy places the organism in Eukaryota, Metazoa, Platyhelminthes, Trematoda, Strigeidida, Schistosomatidae. The record is from the annotation of a GenBank genome assembly.